Molecule: messenger RNA, 1328 nt
Organism: Triticum dicoccoides
Lineage: Eukaryota; Viridiplantae; Streptophyta; Magnoliopsida; Poales; Poaceae
Product: triacylglycerol lipase OBL1-like
Exons: 3
Coding region: 30-1328 (432 amino acids)
Biological process (GO): lipid metabolic process
Molecular function (GO): triacylglycerol lipase activity
Source: RefSeq, a predicted model, not a curated record
CCUGUUGACAUCGGCCCGAUACACCGGCAAUGGACGGCCAGGAUGAAUUCUCCGGCGACUUCAUGGUGCUGCGGCCGGACAAGGGCGGCGUCCGCAGCCUCCUCCACCUGCUGCGUUCCAGCGACGUCAGCGAGAGCGACGCCGUCGACUGCGCCGCUGGGGGUAAGGAGGUCGCAGACCGGUGGAUCAUCUUUGUCUCCAUCGUCGCGCAGAUGCUGCUGCUGUGGGUGAAGACGCCCUUGGCCAAGCUCGGGAGCGCCGUCGAGUACUGGAUGAACCUCAUCACGGACAACGGUGGCGGCGUGCUCAAGCUUAUCAGAAACGCCAUGCAAGGCAAGUUACGAGUUCCGGACAGAGAAUCCCCCAACUAUCGAUCGCUCAUCGGACUUAUCGACAUGAGAAUCGAAUUGGACAAGAAGAUCAAGGCUGAGAAUGGCGGUUACCUCGCUGCUCUGGGCAUCAUGGCCUCCAAGAUAGCGUACGAGAACGAGCACGUCAUCAAGAACGUCGUCGAAAACCACUGGCACAUGAAGUUCCUCGAGUUCUUCAAUUGCUGCGCGGAAGACUGGUGCACGGACGUGGACAUCUCCUGGUAUGAGAUCCCCGGGGUGGGCAAGGUCCACGGCGGCUUCAUGAAGGCCCUCGGGCUGCAAAGGAAUGCCGCCGGCUGGCCGGCGGAGAUUGAGGCGACCAAGGACCGGCUGUUCGCCUACUACGCCGUCCGCGACGCGCUCAAGAAAUCCCUAGCAGCCAACCCGCGCGCCCAGUUCGCGGUGACCGGCCACAGCCUGGGGGGCGCGCUCGCCGUGCUGUUCCCGGCCAUCCUCGCCCUGCACGGUGAGCACGACCUGCUGGCAAGGCUCCACGGCGUGUACACGUACGGGCAGCCGCGCGUCGGGGACGCGCGGCUCGGGGAGUUCGUGGAGCGGCAGCUCGACACGCCGGCCGCGAGGGGGAGGUACUUCCGGUUCGUCUACUGCAACGACAUCGUGCCGAGGGUGCCGUUCGACGGCCUCUUCAAGCACUUCGGCCGGUGCAUCUACUUCGACGGCUACUACAGGGCGCGGGCCAUGGAGGAGGAGCCCAACAAGAACUACUUCUCGCUCGCGUUCGUGGUGUCCAAGUACGUGAACGCGGCGUGGGAGCUCGCCCGGGGGCUCGUCAUCGGGCACGUGGACGGGGCAGAGUACGUGGAGGGGUGGACGAUGAGGGUCGCCCGGGCGGUCGGGCUGAUCAUCCCAGGCCUGCCGGCCCACGCGCCGCAGGACUACGUGAACGCCACCAGGCUCGGAGCCGCGUCGCUCGACCUGCUUCUCCGUGAUCAUUAA